Erigeron canadensis is the source of this 1799-nucleotide messenger RNA. RefSeq names its product cytochrome P450 76C1-like. The transcript has 2 exons. The coding region runs from base 33 to 1625 and encodes 530 amino acids. Gene Ontology annotation, molecular function: oxidoreductase activity, acting on paired donors, with incorporation or reduction of molecular oxygen; iron ion binding; heme binding. NCBI's taxonomy places the organism in Eukaryota, Viridiplantae, Streptophyta, Magnoliopsida, Asterales, Asteraceae. The record is from RefSeq and is a predicted model, not a curated record.
UCUUAAGACAUAUAGUUUCUUAGUUGGCAAAAAUGUCACAGCUAAGCAAUUAUUAUGGAUCAUGGUGGCUGGAAGUGAGCAACAACAAAGAGCUUAUUAUUGCAUUUGUCACCAUUUCGGUGGCAAUCUUCGCUAUUUUAUGGAACAAGUUCACACUUCCAAGGUCUUCUUCAAUCCAUGCGCCACCAUUGCCACCGGGUCCAUAUUCUUUGCCGAUUGUUGGGUACCUUCCUUUUCUUAAUCCCGACUUACACAAACAGUUAACCAACAUGGCUCAUUCCUAUGGCCCCAUUUUCAAGUUUCAUUUGGGACGCAAGCUUCACAUUGUGAUCAACACCCCAGAGUUGGCAAAGGAGGUUGUUCGUGACCAAGACGAGGCCUUCUCUAACCGCGACAUGACUGUUGCUGCCUCUGUAAUAACCUAUGGAGGCCAAGAUAUAGUAUUGUCCAAAAACAACUCUAAGUGGCGUAAUCUGCGUAAAAUAUUUGUCAGUGAGCUUCUAAGUAACAAGAAUCUUGAAGCAUGUGGUUCGUUACGGAAGGAUGAAGUUAGAAAAACCAUCAAGGACGUUUUUAGUAAAAUUGGUACCUCAGUCAACAUAAGCCAAAUUUCUUUCUUGACAGAGGCUAAUGUCAUCACAAACAUGAUUUGGGGAAAGUCAUUGGAUGAAGAGGCAGAACGUCAUAGCCAUCUUGGAGAUGAGUUGCAAAUGGUGUCUAUGAACAUUCAUGACAUUUUUGGAAAACCGAAUUUGUCUGAUUUUUUCCCUAGUCUAGCAUGGUUGGAUUUACAAGGUGUUGAGCGAGACAUGAAGAAGCAACGGAACAAGUUGGAGCAAAUUCUAACAAGCAUCAUUGAAGAUCGGAUCAAAUCUAACUUGAAAAGGUCACAAGAUGGAGUUGGGCACGAAGGGGAGAAAGAUUUCUUACAGAUGUUAUUAGAUCUCAAGGACCAAAAACAUGCAACAUCUCUUAACAUUACCCAAAUAAAGGCACUUCUUGUGGACAUUAUGCUUGCAGGAACAGAAACAACCACAACACUUGCAGAAUGGGCAAUGGCAGAAAUUAUGAAAAAUCACAAUGUAAUGAUUAAGGUCCAAGAGGAAUUAGCAAAAAUUGUAGGAACAAACAACAUAGUCGAAGAAUCCCACCUAUCUCAACUAGAAUAUCUAGAUGCGACAAUUAAGGAAACUUUUAGGUUGCACCCAGUAGUCCCUUUCCUAUUGCCACGGUCGCCAAGCCAGGAUUGCACGGUAGGUGGCUACACCAUCCCAAAGGGUUGUACCGUCUUUCUGAAUGUUUGGUCAAUUCAUCGAGAUCCUCGAUAUUGGGACAAGCCAUUAGACUUUAAUCCCGAGAGGUUUUUGACAAGCAAAUGUGAUUUUAAUGGAAACAAUUUGAAGUUCUUUCCAUUCGGAUCAGGGAGAAGAAUCUGUGCGGGUAUACCUUUGGCAGAGAAAAUGCAAAUGUUCAUCUUGGCUUCACUUUUGCAUUCAUUUGACUGGAGCUUGCCAAAGGGUGAAAUGCACGACCUUUCGGAAAAAUUUGGCGUUCAACUUAAAAAAAGAAUGCCACUCAUUGCUAUCCCGGCUCAAAGGCUGCCCAAUGCAAGUCUGUAUAAUUAAUGUUUUUGUAAUAGUUAAUUAUAAUAAUCAAGCAUGGUUAAAGAACCUUUAGAAGUAGGCUUAGAAUGUUUGACUUUAAAAUUACACUUCUGAAAGAUAUCAUUCAAGAAAAUAAAACCACUUUGGCACUUUCAGCUUCCUGCUUGUAAUUUGUAAAACCAGUGUUUUAAUUUC